Paramuricea clavata is the source of this 4647-nucleotide messenger RNA. Lineage: Eukaryota; Metazoa; Cnidaria; Anthozoa; Malacalcyonacea; Plexauridae. The record is from the annotation of a GenBank genome assembly.
CAACUGAUUGAACUGAAAGUCCAAUUUGAACUUAAAAAUAUUUAUACUUUGUAAGAAUUUAUUGCAAUGGAGCAGUUAAUUCCUGUUAUUAAUAAACUUCAAGAUGUAUUUAAUACCGUUGGCACGGAGGCUGUGCAAUUGCCACAAAUUGUCGUUGUUGGAACACAGGUAUAAGAGCCCCAAAUAUAUUUUUUUUUGAAUUUCACUUUUAUAUUUGUGACAAAAUGUUAUUAAAUUAUAUGUAUUCGUAUUUUCAAACUUUAUUAUGUUGAUUCUAUGGCCUAUUUCAUCCACACAAUCUAAAAUAAAGCAUAUAUUUCUGCAUACUUUUAUUUUAAUGCUAUAAGUCCAUACAGUAUUCAAAUUAGUCGAAUAUUAUGAAGCUAUAAAAUAUUAAAAUAUUAACGAAGAUAUAUUUUGACUGAUGAUUUUAAAACUUGAUUGACACAUUUCAUAAAGUGAUUUAUAAUGUGAUCUUGUGUAAAUUUAUGUUGUUUGUAUUUUAACUCUGUGUGUUUGUAAAUAUUAAGCAUUUUGUAUACAUUAGUUGUGCACAAAAUACACCUAUUUCUAGUUAUAGUAUUAACGUGUCUGCCCAUACAAGAAUAUUUCCAGAUAUGGACUAUAUAUCUGGAUGCAUGCCCGAUAUCUUGGUUGCAUAAAAUAUAAUAUAAAUUUCCACACCCCGCCAGCCUGAAUAAUUCAAGCAGCAAAUGUCAUAUUGUUUGUAGAAUAACUCAUUGGGCCCAGCUCUCCCCCCUUGACAAGUAAAAUAGUCUGGUGUUAGCAUGAGUACCAGUGCUGGAAAAUGUCCGGCAGCACCAGCAGCACCGCUGCCAGGAAAUUUUCACAAGUUAUUUUCGCAGGAAAUUUUCUUACACCUCGCAGGAAUUUUUUGUUACAUAUACUUCUAAUACACUUACUGUACUGUUUAAAAAUCCCAAAAGCAUUUUGCAAGUCAAGAUAUCUGCAUUGAACUAUAAAUAAACUGGAAGGCUAACUCAGGGGGGGGGGGAAUUGAAGCCAGUGCAUUUUAGUUUUUCUGAGUUAUGAGCAGAAAUACUCAACACUGAACGUUGGGCAAUAUAUCGUUAUAUAUCAAAUUGAAGCUAUUGAAAAACGCUAUUUGGUGUCGAAAUUUCAAGACUUUAGCUAAGAGGGAAAUAUCGAAAAACUACAAACCGAUAAUUUGCCGUUUUGCAGUUGUUUUUGUAUUUUUAAAAUAUUUUUCUUUUCACUGAAGUCUUGAAAUUUCCACCCCGAAUAGCAAUUUUCAAUAGCUUCAAUUUGAUAUAUAGCCCAACGUUUGGGGUCAAGUAUUUCUGCUCAUAACUCAGAAAAACUAUUUUGCUUUCAUCAUAGCAGUUAGCCUUCCAGUUUAUUUAUAGUUCAAUGGAUUCUGUAUUGUGCCGAGACUGAAGUUUGUCACAAUGUAUGAUUGUGCGGCGCAGCACCAUACAUAUACGUUCUCUGAAAUUUGCAUAAACAGGAAGUUUUAUGUUUGACUUACACAGGAAAUUUUUAUUUUUGGGCUUUGCUUCCAGGAAGAGAAAUAUAUUUUCUAGGCCUGCUGAGUACAAUAAUAAAGUAGGGUGCAUAAUUUACUACUUAAUGGGUUAAUACAAAUACUCUUCAUUCUUGUUUUAGAGCAGUGGAAAAAGUUCAGUGUUAGAAGGAAUUGUUGGAAGAGAUUUCUUGCCCAGAGGUGAUGAUAACUUAUGUGAAUGAUAAUUUAUAUAAUGUACACAAAAUACAAUAACAUUGAAGCUUAACUUAGCCCAAUAAUCAAGUAUGUUAUUGUCAACUCGUAACUUGUUGUACUUAUAUUUGCAUAGUUGUAUGUCAUAAAUUUUACUAGAGGUGCACCGUCCAGAACUAAAAAAUUGGUUCUGGUACACCCCUAAAUUUUACUUGAUCUGGUCAAGCAGUCCAUUUCAAAAACCAUUGUCUAUUAUAUUAAUUGACUAUCAUUGGCAUUAGGUCCUGGUAUUGUCACAAGACGACCGCUGAUCCUACAGCUUGUAUACUCACCAUCACGUUGGAAGAAAACGAGAAAAAGUGAAAGUGACGGCAGUGGUGAUGAGUCGCCGGAUCUUGAAGAAGCAGAACCCGAGGAAUGGGGCAAGUUUAGUCAUAUCAAAGACAAGGUGAGAAAACUCAAAAGAAGAAGUUUUUUGUUGUUGUUUUUUUUGGGUGUUUUUUUUUUUGAGAGGGAUCCAACUACCUGGAAAUCACAAUCAAAACUUGGAUGUGAAUGCCCUACGUUGGCAAGUUAGUGGAAGGGCCUUCACACAAAACGUUGAAGUUUUGCUUGUAUUUUUCGAUUCAAAUGUUAGUUGAAUCCUUCUAAAUCCACAGCAUUCUGGUGUUUGAUAUAUACUGCACAGUAAAGCCCUGGGCCUGGGCAAACUAGGAAACAUUGUUGCAGAAACAAAAUUUGCUUCCUGGGAAGCAAAAAUGUUUCGUACCAAAUUCAGAAACAUUUGAUGUUUCCCUAUGUUUCUCACUAAUGUUUCCUAGUGUUUGCCCACUCUGGGAAACAUGGCAAAACAUUGGUAGGAAACAAUGUUUCCUAGUUUGCCCAGGGCUUACAGUAAGUCAAAUUCAUUGUGCUCAUUAUUUUGUUGCAAUUUUUUACUUAGAAAUUUGCAGACUUUUAUGAAAUCAGAGAUGAGAUAGAAAGAGAGACUGAACGACUGACAGGUCAUAACAAGGUAGGGGCUGCAUGCAGACUUUCAUCCCUCUGAAGCUCAUCAAAUUCCAAGCUUACAUAGUAUGCUUUAUUUUUAUAUUUUCCAUGUUUUAGGGCAUAUCAAGUGAACCCAUUAUACUGAGAGUUUAUUCACCAAAAGUAGUUAAUUUAACACUAGUUGAUCUCCCUGGAAUUACUAAGGUACAGCUAAGUAUUGACAUUCAGCUAAUAUGAAAUAUAUAUAAUGCUUACAGCAGUUGGCAUCAAUUUGCAAAAUCUUGUUGUAUUGGGUUUUCUUCUUCAGUGAUGAAUCUGCAUUGUGUUGCAGUUUCUCUUGUUUAACCCUUUAAGUGGCAAUGCAUCCUGAUGCAUCCUACUUUAUUAGUUUACUCUGUGUAACACCAGACAAUUUUGCUUGUCAGGGGGAGAGGGUUGCCACUCAAUGAGUUAAACUGGUUUCAACUGACACAAACAUACAAAAGAGAAUUAGCAUUGACCAGUGAUUACCAACUGAAGAAUUUCUAUUUUUGUUAAGGUUCCUGUGGGUGAUCAGCCAUUAGAUAUUGAAAAUCAGAUGAGGAAUCUUGUCCUACAGUACAUCCGUAAUCCCAACAGCAUUAUUCUGGCUGUUACACCAGCGAACACAGACAUGGCCACCUCUGAAUCAAUUAAGAUUGCCAAAGAAGUGGACCCUGAUGGUAAUUGAUUAAGGUUUCAGUAAGCAUUAUAGGACAGCAAGUAGCAACUUGGAAAUGUUGAUCCUAAUAGGGGGAAGUAAAUUUGUUGGCCUAAAGUAUAUUUAUGUACGCGUAACGUACCUAUUUUUAAAUAUUUUCAGGCAAUCGCACGAUAGCUGUGUGUACAAAGCUUGAUCUCAUGGAUCCAGGAACUGACGCAUUAGAUAUAUUAUACGGAAGAGGUAAACAUACUUAAUAUACAGAGUUUUGGCAUUUGAAAAGGGAGUUCUGGCUUUUGGAAACGGAGUUUUGGCAUUUGAAAAGGGAGGUUUGGCAUUUGAAAACUGAGUUUUGGCAUUUGAAAAGGGAGGUUUGGCAUUUGAAAAGGGAGUUCUGAGUUUUGGAAACGGAGUUUUGGCAUUUGAAAAGGGAGUUCUGGCAUUUGAAAACAGAGUUUUGGCAUUUGAAAAAGGAGUUUUGCUAUUUGAAAAGGGAGUUUUGGCAUUUGAAAAGGGAGUUUUUGGCAUUUGAAAACAGAGUUUUGGCAUUUGAAAAGGGAGUUUUGGCAUUUGAAAAGGGAGGUUUGGCAUUUGAAAAGGGAGUUCUGGCUUUUGGAAACGGAGUUUUGGCAUUUGAAAAAGGAGUUCUGGCAUUUGGAAAGGGAGUUUUGGCAUUUGAAAAGGGAGUUUUGCUAUUUGAAAAGGGAGUUUUGGCAUUUGAAAACGGAGUUUUGGCAUUUGAAAAGGGAGAUCUGACAAAUAGACAGUCAAACAAACAGACAGAUGUGGUGGACAUAGAGUGGAAAAAUGCCUCUCUAAGUCUUAUCAUUUGGUGGCUUAAACAAAUCGUUUGAGUGAUGUAAUUUUUUCAUUUUCUAUAGUCGUUCCUGUUAAACUAGGAAUAAUUGGUGUUGUGAAUAGAAGUCAGUUGGAUAUUAACAAUAGAAAGGUAGGCAUGUUUUCUGCUUGCUACUCUUGUGAAAAUUACAUUGAUUACCCAAUCAGGCCUUGUUGUUUGAGGCACUCGAUUGCGCGCGCACCUCCGCGUGCACCGUAACCCUAUGGCGCGCAAUAUCCCACAGUCAGGCCUGCAAAAUUCCAGUCUAAAUACAAGUAAUCACCUUCUUUUAGACAAUCGCUGAAGCUCUAACAGACGAACAUCAAUUCUUUCAACAACAUUAUCCCGUUCUUGCAGCGAAGAAUGGCACUAAAUUUUUAGCUAGAUCAUUAAAUAAGGUGGGUGUGGACAGCUCUGGGAAGCUGGAUUCUGUAAUAUGCA